GAGUCCUGCCUGGGACGGACUGACCUAACCAAUGCAAUCCCUUUUCCUUUUUCCAGCUCUACAUUAACAAUCGCCAAACUCAGAAUCUCUCUUUCUCUCUCUAUAAUUCGUCUCUUCUCUUCAAUUACACGGUGUUAAAACCUAGAGUGAUUCAUAGUUUUGGAAUAGUUUCAUGGAAUCCAGAGGGUCGUCGCAGCUAUUGGCGCCGGGGUUCCGGUUCCACCCCACCGACGAGGAGCUCGUCUUCUACUAUCUCCGGCGUAAGGUUUGCGCUAAGCCCCUCCGCUUUGAUGCCAUCUCCGAGAUCGAUAUCUACAAGGUCGAGCCUUGGGAUCUCCCAGGUAUGUCAAGGCUGAAGACCAGAGAUCUCGAGUGGUACUUCUUCAGUAUGCUUGAUAAGAAGUAUGGCAAUGGUUCAAGGACUAACCGGGCAACUGAAAAAGGGUACUGGAAGACUACUGGGAAGGAUAGGGCUGUCAAUCAUCGGUCUAAGGUUGUGGGGAUGAAGAAGACUCUGGUAUAUCAUAGUGGUCGGGCUCCAAGAGGUCAGAGAAGUAAUUGGGUGAUGCAUGAAUACAGGCUUGUAGAUGAGGAUUUAAGUAAAGCUGGAAUUGUUCAGGAUGCAUUUGUUUUGUGUAGAGUAUUUCAAAAAAGCGGGGCAGGGCCAAAGAAUGGGGAACAGUAUGGAGCACCUUUCGUGGAGGAAGAGUGGGAGGAUGAUGAGAUAGCAAUGGUCCCUAAGGCAGAUUUGCCUGAGGAAGCAGAACUUGCAGAUGAUAUCUUUCUGGAUGGAGAUGACCUUGAGCAGAUUCUUGGGGCAGACAUUCCCAUAGACGGUGCUCUGGUUCCUGUGAACAAUACUACUGGGAACAUUGAGGACGCAGCUGCCCAUGUUGAAGAUUUUGAGAAUAUUUUGGUGGAUAAUGUUGAGUAUCCUUGUGGACUGCAACAUCCUGAUGAGCCGAAGCCCUUUGAUCAACCAAUUCAUGAUUUUGAUCCCAAGCCUGUCAAACGCGAGUACAUGGGCGAGUCUAGCAAUAGCAUGACCUCUGAAAAUGUGAAUUGCUUACUCAAUGAACCACUCAUGGACGCUUCCGACGGAUUUCAGUUCAAUGAUGGAACAUUUCUUGAAACUAAUGAUCUUUCAAAUCCUGUCGAAGCAAAUACCUCAGGCUUCGACAUGUUUGACUUCCUUAAUUUCUAUGAUGCCAAGGAUGAUUUCCAGGACGUGCUGUUCGAUUCUGAUAUAUUUAUUGGAAAUGAUGAGUUUCUUGAAGGGCAAUCACCUUUUGCUGAUAAGGAUGUGUGUGACACAACUGAACAGGCUGUUUUGCCCAACGAAAAGUCCGUUGAUGCUGAACAUAAGAAUGAUAUUGCAUCAUCGUCAAAGCCAGAGCCCACCAAAUUGGGAUCAGACUUCCAACAUCCAUUUAUCAAGCAGGCCAGCCAAAUGUUGGGGAACAUACCCGCUCCUCCAGCGUUCGCAUCAGAGUUCCCAAAAGAUGCAGCUCUGCGCCUCAAUGCAGCAACCCAAGCAUCCAGCUCAGUGCACGUUACUGCUGGUCUGAUUCAAAUCAGCGACCUGACUCUCGGCAGCAAGCAUGGCAAUUACAACAUCAUCCUUUCUUUCGACUUCUUACAAGGCGCACAAAGUCCAGCCAGCUUGGAACCAGUCGGCCAUGGGAAGAUGCUAUCUGGGGGUUGGCUCUACUUUCUUCUCUUCUGGGUUCUAAUCCUCUCCAUUUCCUUCAAGGUUGGAACCUUCAUCUAUGCCAGGUAAUGUUAUGCAUCAUCAUCAGGGAAUUGGAACUUUUGCUGCAACAUUCCCAGGACUUGUGUUACUGCUCUGAACUUGGUAUCUAUUUAGGUGCUGGUAGGGGAUUUUGAGUACAUUUGUUACUAUUAGUGGUAACAAAUUGUCUGAAACACAGUACACGUCGGACUGGUGACGUAGCUUUCUCAGGGUUUUGUGAAUUGGAAAAGCUUUAACAGCCUAAAAGUUAGUCAAAUAUAUAUCAUAGAACUUGCUGGUUCUAUAUUUACUCCCUUAACUUGUAACUUUUUA
Messenger RNA from Ipomoea triloba (trilobed morning glory), 2065 nucleotides. RefSeq names its product NAC domain-containing protein 53-like. The transcript has 6 exons. Gene Ontology annotation, biological process: regulation of DNA-templated transcription. Bases 173 to 1780 code for a protein of 535 amino acids. The record is from RefSeq and is a predicted model, not a curated record. NCBI's taxonomy places the organism in Eukaryota, Viridiplantae, Streptophyta, Magnoliopsida, Solanales, Convolvulaceae. Gene Ontology annotation, molecular function: DNA binding.